Ostreococcus tauri is the source of this 987-nucleotide messenger RNA. RefSeq names its product Prephenate dehydrogenase. Bases 1 to 987 code for a protein of 328 amino acids. Lineage: Eukaryota; Viridiplantae; Chlorophyta; Mamiellophyceae; Mamiellales; Bathycoccaceae. Gene Ontology annotation, biological process: L-tyrosine biosynthetic process. Gene Ontology annotation, molecular function: prephenate dehydrogenase (NADP+) activity; arogenate dehydrogenase (NADP+) activity; prephenate dehydrogenase (NAD+) activity. The record is from RefSeq and is a predicted model, not a curated record. The transcript has a single exon.
AUGAGAGCACUCUACCUAAGCAACACGUGUUCGACGCGAUGUUCUCAAGGAUGGAUCAAAUUAAAGCGUCCGCGUUUCGCACUGCGGGUUCGAGGCCUUGAUGCGGCGCAGCCGUUUGAUAGCGAAAAUAAGUUGAGAGCCAAGUUCGUUCAGAAAAGAACUCUGCGUAUCGGCAUCAUAGGCUUCGGGAAUUUCGGGCAGUUCCUAGCAAAACACUUCGUGCGUCACGGGCAUGUCGUGAUAGCCACAUCAAGGGGCGACUACUCACAAGCUGCAGAGGUGAUAGGAGUAAAGUUUUAUCCAGAUGCCGACGACUUUUGUGAGGACCAUCCUGAUGUGGUGAUUGUCUGCACGAGCAUACUCUCUACGGGGGAUAUGUUACGGACGUUCCCGCUACAGAGACUAAAGCGCAACACUCUUUUCUGCGAUGUGCUAUCCGUGAAGCAGUUUCCAAAGCAGCUAUUCCAGCAGUUGCUACCACCAGAUUUUGACAUAUUGUGUCUCCACCCUAUGUUUGGUCCAGACAGUGGAAAGCACAGCUGGAAGGACCUACCGCUCGUGUUUGAUAAAGUUCGAAUCGGAACCGAACUGUGUAGAGUCGAAAGAUGCGCCAGCUUAUUAGGAAUCUUCGAGGCCGCUGGUUGUAGCAAACUGGUUUGGACACAUUGUUCCGGUGGUGGAAGGCAACCACCACGGAGUCGAGAACAGGCGGCUUCAUCUCAGUUCAUCACGCACACUGUUGGGCGUAUGCUUGGUACUAUGGAACUCACAGAGACCACGAUCAACACGAAAGGCUUCGAGUCACUCCUUUCUCUGGUAGAUAACACUUACAACGACUCUUUUGAACUCUACUACGGUCUAUUUAUGUACAAUAAGAACGCAACUGCUGAACUUUCACGGCUUGAGCUGGCAUUGACAACAGUGAAGAGUGAGCUCUUCGAUCGUCUGCAUGAACGCAUCAGGAGCGAUUUUUUUAACGAGAACUGA